ACUAAUCUGCUUUAUAGUGUUCCUAGAUCACAGCUCUGCUUAUCACUCACUUAGGAUGUCCUGUUAGAUAUCUGCCAGCAUAUUCAUAGGAAAUGGGAGGGCAGAAAGAGCCAGCUUCUGGAUCGCCGAGACAGUUCUCAUCAGCAGAGCUGCUGGGAGAACCUCCGGUCUGCAGGCUUCACGGGAAAGGAGAAAGCAGCGCCACUUUUGGAGCAGCAGGCCUCGUUUUGCUCAGAUCUGCCACCACACUGAGAACAUGAGCAUCCACGAGUCCAACCACUCUCUGGAGCACUUCAACAGCACGCCGUGGUUUGUCUACGAAUGCACCGUGGUGCUCAACACCAACCACAAGCGCAUUGCCCUCUUCCUCCUUUACCUCUUCAUCUUCAUCGUGGGCCUGCUGGAGAACCUGCUGGUGGUCUGGGUGAACUGGCGCCGGCGCCACUUGGCGAACGGCGUCCUCUUCUGCAUCAUCAACGUGAGCCUGUCUGACCUGAUGGUGAUUGUGAUCCUGCCGUUCUUCAUGCUGGAGGUGACCAUGGACCGGGUGUGGCUGUGGGGCCGCUUCCUCUGCAAGGUCACCAACCUCAUCUACGUGGUGAACUUCUACAGCAGCUCCUUCUUCCUGGCCUUCAUGACCCUAGAGCGCUACCUGUCCCUGGCCAGGCCGUCGUCGCCGUCCGCCUUCCCCGUGAUGGGCCGGCAGCGCUGGCUGCUGUGUGGAGGCCUGUGGCUCUUCUCCUUGUUUCUGGCGCUGGUGGAGAACGUCCACGUGGAUCUGCUGGAGUGGGAGGAGCCCGGCUGCUACAUGAUCCCGGAGUUCAGCCACACCGAGUGGUACGUCUCCGUGACCUUUCUCUGCCUGCUCUUCCAGUUCCUCGGCCCCGGCGCCGUCAUCGUCACCUGCAACGUGCUGAUCGCCCGGGCGGUGCGGACGGCGCCCGACGUGCAGGGUCGCCGGGACGUGUGGCUGGUGCACGUGUACUCCCUGGUGUUCGUGGUGUGCUGGCUGCCCUUCCACCUGGUCAUGAUCAUGAUGAUCAUAGACGACCUGAACCCCUUCAUGUUCAGCUGCAACACGGUGGAGGUGCUGUACUUCUCCUUCAGCGCCGUGCAGUGCCUCUCGCUCUUCCACUGCGUGGCCAACCCCCUGCUCUACAACUUCCUCAGCAAAAGCUUCCGGAACAACCUGAUCAACACGGUGAUUGACUACAUACCCCGACAAGCCGCCGCAAACCAGGUGGAGGCGAAGCCAAACACUCCUAACGGGGGCGAGGGGGACCCGGGGAAGCAGCGCAAGUUCAGCGACGCCAGCACCAGUCAGUCUGACGUCGAGUCAUAAAAGCAGCUCCUUCUGAGCAGAACUGACAUGAAAUCAUUUACUCCCAGCAUGUAUGUGAUCAGUUUUAAACACAGCAAGGCAGGAAAUGCUUGCUGCUCUGCCAAGCUGCUCAACUCCCACAGGAGCGAGAGGCAAUGACUAUAAUCUCCGAAGGGGAAGAAAUCUGCCACAACAGGAAUGUGUAAACAACUCAGACGUACCGAGUGGAAAUAAAUCACCGCUAAGUCCUUAUUUAUCUCUUUCUGGAUGCUGAUGUGGUCAUAAUCUGAUAACAUGCAAUAAAACAUCCUCACACAACG
Messenger RNA from Oryzias melastigma (Indian medaka), 1641 nucleotides. RefSeq names its product G protein-coupled receptor 182 (gene ackr5). Gene Ontology annotation, biological process: G protein-coupled receptor signaling pathway. Gene Ontology annotation, cellular component: membrane. The record is from RefSeq and is a predicted model, not a curated record. Gene Ontology annotation, molecular function: G protein-coupled receptor activity. The transcript has 2 exons. Lineage: Eukaryota; Metazoa; Chordata; Actinopteri; Beloniformes; Adrianichthyidae. Bases 257 to 1342 code for a protein of 361 amino acids.